Molecule: messenger RNA, 1338 nt
Organism: Exophiala spinifera
Lineage: Eukaryota; Fungi; Ascomycota; Eurotiomycetes; Chaetothyriales; Herpotrichiellaceae
Exons: 1
Coding region: 1-1338 (445 amino acids)
Biological process (GO): monoatomic cation transport; transmembrane transport
Cellular component (GO): membrane
Molecular function (GO): monoatomic cation transmembrane transporter activity
Source: RefSeq, a predicted model, not a curated record
AUGGACUCUUCCGCAGGUCCCAUCUCUGAGCGCUUCAUGGAGCUUACACAGAAUCCUCACCAUCGGAGCGUUGAUGUCCAUCAACCAAUGACUACGUCGAAACUCCUCCAUGGCGAGGCGAAGACAUCUGCGAUCCCGAACGACGACAUGGUCUCCCGGCACCGAACUCCGUCAAUGUUCGAUACCGAGAGUCAGUCCCCCAUCCACGUCUCUGCCUCCGACCCCCUCGAUCUCUCUCGCCGACUGAAGUCCAGGUCCGAGCUUGACCACAUCACGGCCAACACAGCGCGAAAACGCAACACCUGCAACCCUUUGGUCAUCACAGGCCGCAUCCCACAGUCGAAGAUUGCAGAAUUUUAUGAGUCCCAGAACGAACAGAUACAACGGCUGCUAAAACCGGUUGACGAGCACGUCCGGGAAGCAAGAGAUGUGCAGAGCGCAACGAACCUGCGAUACCAAAUCGCGGUGUACGGGAGCUUCGUGGCCAAUAUAAUCUUGGCCGUGCUACAGCUUUAUGGCGCCAUAUCUUCCGGAUCUUUGUCUCUCUUCACCACCAUGGCCGACGCCGUGUUUGACCCCCUGUCCAAUAUCACCUUGAUACUCUCGAACAAAGCGGUGAAGAAGGUCGAUGCCCGAAAGUUCCCUGCGGGGAGGUCGCGCAUCGAAACGGCCGGCAACAUUGUCUUCUGCUUCCUGAUGACCUCUGUCAGUUUCAUCCUGAUUGCCUUUUCCGUCCAAGAACUCGUCCGUGGCCACCAGAGCGAAACUAAGAAUUUCCACCUGCCUUCGGUCAUUGCGGUCACGGUGGCGUUUUGCACGAAACUGGCCUUGUUCUUGUACUGCUGGGCGCUCCGCAACCAGUACUCCCAGAUUCGCAUUCUGUGGGAAGAUCACCGAAACGAUCUGUUCAUCAACGGCUUUGGUGUCCUCACCUCUGUGGGUGGCAGCAAGUUGCGCUGGUGGCUAGAUCCGGCCGGUGCCAUUGUACUCUCAGUCCUCAUCUCGGUCCUAUGGCUGCACACUGCUUAUUCCGAGUUUCAGUUGUUGAUCGGCAUCACGGCCGAUACAGAGACACAGCAGUUGAUCACGUAUGUGAGCAUGACUCACAGCGACCGCAUCAGACAGAUUGACACGGUGAGGGCAUGGCACUCGGGCCCACGGCUCGUCGUCGAGGUCGAUGUGGUCAUGGACCCUGAAGAGACCCUCCGUGUCUGCCAUGACAUCGCCGAGGAGUUGCAGAUGAAGCUUGAAAGGCUGCCUGACGUGGAGCGAGCAUACGUCCACAUUGAUUUUGAAACGGACCAUCGUCCGGAACAUUUUCUGAAGAAGGAACUUUGA